Molecule: messenger RNA, 1610 nt
Organism: Drosophila ficusphila
Lineage: Eukaryota; Metazoa; Arthropoda; Insecta; Diptera; Drosophilidae
Gene: Grl40a
Exons: 3
Coding region: 183-1397 (404 amino acids)
Source: RefSeq, a predicted model, not a curated record
UAUAAAAUAUAUACCUAAUUUUGUUUCGAGCGGAUUUGCGCUAAUUCACACAGCUCUCGUCACGUUUCGAUGGCCAGAUAAGAUCUGUAAUCGAUUUAUUGCCAAGCUCUGCUGGCCAUUGUCAAAAUCAUCAGUUUUAUUUCGGUGGUCGAAGUGGUAGCUCCAAAACAAAAAGUACUUUAAUGGAUAACUCGCGUGUUUUGAGGAUCACAAAUGUUGUGCUUUUACUCACGGCCUAUCAGAUGUAUUGGUUUGAGAAGAAGGCGCAGAGGUUCCGAUUGUCCCUGCCCGGAGUUGUCUAUAUCUUUGUGCUGGGUGUUAUAUACGCGGGAUGCUUCUCCCAACAUUUCGAUGGCUCGUCAUCGCUUCUGAAUGUUCUGAACAAUGUGUCACCAUUUCUAUAUGAAUUAACCAGGAUUCAACUUUAUCUGGGAGCAAAGGCCUUUGCGUAUGCCGUCUUUUCGUCGGUAAAAUCCAUCGGUGCAAUUAACUCCCUGGUGGAAUCUCUACCAUCGAGAGAUCAUGCAUUUAAAAAAGAUGAGGUCAUAGCCUACGUUCUGCUGGGUUCAACUUUUGCCAUUCUAUUCGUUUUUAUGCUAUACAUUGCGUAUGAAAUGAAGUUCGAGUUGCCUCCUUUGCAAGAUGCAAUGAUUGGACUGGCUUUAUUUCUUCCCCAUCUGGUUUUAGCUGGAUCUGUGCGACUUUACAUAGUUUUGGCCUGGUUAAGUCGCGGACAACUAAAGGAACUCAAAAAAAGUGUGGAGGAAGAGUUAAGAGCGAAUCUGGCAACCGAAGAACCGAAUACCGCCUCCACUUCAUUUACAAUCUCUACGAAAAGCUCAAGCUUGGAAAAUUUGGAGAGCCUGAAAAGAAAAUUAGAGGUUCUGGCAGCCAAUUUUCGAUACUUUUUCCAGUCACUGCAGCAUUCUUUGGUAUUCCUGUUUGCCAUGAAUGGAAAUUGCCUACUGGGAGGGAUAUAUUCCUUUACGUAUUACUGGAGUACUUGGAACGUAAUCUUCGAAGAUCGAAAGCGAAGAAUCUUCUAUGCGGCAAAUGCAUCCAUUUAUGCCUGUAUUGCAAGUGAUUACAUCUGCCUGAUGUUCGUUAUGAUUAUGAUGGAAAGAGAGCGGGAAAGUUUCACUAGAUUACUAGAUAUCAUGCUCUCCCAGAGGAAUUCUUUGUCAAAGAAAUUGCGACCCCUGGCCAAAGAUAUAAAGUCCGUUCUCAAAAGAGCUUUUUAUUUAAAAUUUGACUCGUUCAUUCCGUUUAAUAUCAGUUACGUCAGUGUGAUGGUGUUCGUCCAACUGCUGAUAAUUGCGCUGUUCGUCAUUUCCCAUUAUCUGAAUGACGAAAUUGUGUUGCUGAAAGAAGAGUUAAGCAGCAAAUCCGAUGAGUAACUUAGAGAAUAUUUACAUGGUCUCGUUUGCAACCAGUGAUGUACUCUAAACAUUUCCCGAAUCCGUCCUUCUGCCUUUCCCCUUUGGUAACAACUUCAUAUUAAUGACCAUCAUAUGCAAACUUAAUCCAUAAAUUUAUCCGUUUGCCAGAGCCAAACAGGACGAAGCAACAAAUCACGAUUAAGUUGCUAAUAAAAUGGUUCCCCAAUCAAA